AUGACGCAAUUUCGGCCUUGUAUUGACCUUCACUCAGGUCAAGUGAAACAGAUUGUGGGAGGCACACUCAGCCAGGUCGCCGGAGAUUUAAAGACCAACUAUGUCUCCAAGCUUCCCGCCAGCCAUUAUGCGGAACUCUACCGAAAACACAACUUGCGCGGCGGACAUGUCGUCAAGCUGGGGCCCGGCAAUGAAGAGGCUGCGCUAGAAGCAUUGAGGGCUUGGCCAAAUGGUUUACAGAUCGCCGGAGGAAUUACGGAUCAAAAUGCGCAAUAUUGGAUCGAACAAGGCGCGGAGAAAGUGAUCAUUACGUCCUUCCUCUUUCCCUCCGGCAAGUUUUCACUCGAUCGACUACAGUCUGUCCUAGCAGCCCUGGGUGGUGACAAGUCCAAGCUGGUUUUGGACCUGAGCUGCCGCCGGAAAGACAACACAUGGUUUGUAGCCAUGGACCGGUGGCAGACCAUCACCGAGAUGGAGAUUUGUCAAGAAUCCAUCGCUUUACUAGAGCCCUACUGCUCCGAAUUCCUCAUUCACGCUGCAGAUGUCGAGGGCCUUCAGCAAGGUGUUGACGAGGAAUUAGUGUCCAAACUUGCUGAAUGGUGUACCAUCCCAAUCACAUAUGCUGGUGGCGCUCGAAGUCUUCACGAUCUCGAAAAGAUUCACAGCAGCAGUCGAGGCAAGGUCGAUUUGACUAUCGGCAGUGCGCUGGAUAUCUUCGGAGGCUCUGGUGUGACGUUUGACGAAUGCGUUGAGUGGAACAAAGCUCAUCAAUGA
Molecule: messenger RNA, 774 nt
Organism: Penicillium diatomitis
Lineage: Eukaryota; Fungi; Ascomycota; Eurotiomycetes; Eurotiales; Aspergillaceae
Product: 1-(5-phosphoribosyl)-5- ((5-phosphoribosylamino)methylideneamino)imidazole-4-carboxamide isomerase HIS6
Exons: 3
Coding region: 1-774 (257 amino acids)
Biological process (GO): L-histidine biosynthetic process; L-tryptophan biosynthetic process
Cellular component (GO): cytoplasm
Molecular function (GO): 1-(5-phosphoribosyl)-5-[(5-phosphoribosylamino)methylideneamino]imidazole-4-carboxamide isomerase activity
Source: RefSeq, a predicted model, not a curated record